CUCCCUCUCCACCUGCCUCUCUCCCGGCUUUAUUGAGACGUAGAGCACACAUAGUACUGUCCACUGUCCCAGUCAUUUCUGGUGACAUCGAGUGCACAAAGCUUGGCUUGUGCCCGCUCGAGCGCACAGGCCCCCGCCCCCACAGUCCCGCCGGCGCGUCCCGGGAUCCCCGGAGGCGGUGUCCGGCCUUUGUCCGGCCCUCCUCCACACGCACAGGAGCAUUCACUGUGCCCUCUCGUCCCCGGUUUCCUACAGAGGCUGUUCUGGUAAAGGUUGUGGCCACGUAGCAGCCUCAUGCCCAUUGCUGGGCACAAUUCCGGUCCUGCUUGUGGUGCGGGCGUCUUUCCCCCCGCUCUCCAGGUUGGACUCUGGGUUCACUCUGCCAUUGUCGUGGAGCUGCUGUGUACGUCCACGUUUUUGUUUUUUGUUUUUCCUUGCAGGGUUCUCACGGCUUACCGGGAUCGACCCUGUAGGGCGCGAAACUUAAGUUCAACCUUACAAGGAGGUGGCCGCACCCUUAUCUACAGUGGAGAAUUUCCCUCACAAGCUCGUCUUCUGGUGGCUGUAGGGAGGGUGACAACGGGGACAAGGAUGUCUGGGGCUGCACAUGAGAGGGAGGGUGGCAUUCUCGGGAGACUUCUGGCGACGUGGCCCCCGGAACUCCCCACCCAGUUUGCGGGGCUCGGCUUCGCCUCCUCGCGGGUCCCUGACGCCCCCUGGCGGUGAGCUCCGGGGCGGCUCCGCGGAGACCCGGCCUCCGUGUUUGGGUGGAGCCGAGCUGCUUCCUCCGCGCCUCCGGGGGACGCUCGGGCGCAUGCGCGCCCUCCAGCCCCGCGCUCCUGGGAGGUCUCUGGGAGGUUGGCAGCUGGAGGUGCUGAUUGGUGAGUUCCAAAGCCGGCGGAGUUGGCAGAUCCAAGGCCCCGCCCCCUCAACCAGACCCCGGAAGUGCCUGUCUACGGGAUAGACUGGUAGGCACUCAAAGGCCAGGCGCACCGCUCAUUGGACUUGGGCGGAGAAGGCGGGUCCCAGCGCAAGCCGUGAUUGGUCGCUGAUCCUGGCCUGGCCCGGGCGGGCGAUCCGAGAGUGCCCGGUGCUGGCUGGCUGCAUGGGGCGGCGGAGGCGCCGGGUGGAAGGGGCGGCCAAGGCCCUGCCUGAGGCUAUCGCUGCGCUGAGUCGGUCCCUGCCCGCUGGGCCCAGCCCCGAAAUCUUCCGCCGCGCAAAGUUUGACCGUCCAGAGGCGGCUCCAGUGCUCUGGCAGCUUCUCUUCCGAGUGCUCUCACCGCUUGCUGCAAACAGUGCCUUGACCGACCUUGCUCCAGAGGCCCAAGCCCAUGUGGUGAAGUCAGCACUGGGCUCCCAAGGCUACCCCAGGUCUGCGCUGGUACAGUUUCCUGCGGGCAGUUCUCAGGGAAGCCGGGAACUGCUGCUGGCCCUGGCCUGGCUCCUGGCACGAGGACCUUUGCUUGAGCAGCUGCUUGCCCAGACCCGGGUGCAGUUGGGGGAUCAGUUGCCCCAGUGUGAGUGUGAGGUCCUGGCCAGCCCUGGUCAUCCUGCACCCCAUGUGGAGACAGAGAGUCCUGUGGAUCUCCGACUAGUGGAAUGGCUGAUGGGAAAGCUGCGGUUUAGGUGGCGACGCCUGAUCUCCAGUCAGCAGGAGCAGUGUGCCCUCCUCAGCAAGAUCCACCUGUACACCCGUGGAUGUCACAGCCAACAGAGCCUUGGCCAUCUUUCUGUGGCUGAAACAGAGAUGCUUAGAGACCCAGAGGGCAGCCAGCAGCUUCUGCAGGCACUGGAGAUUGAGAACACACGCCUGGGGGCAGCUUUGGAGUGGCGGAGCUGUGAGCUGGUCUUCUGGCAGUGGAUGGAUACAGUUCUGGAUGCCUGUUCGUCGGAGAGUCCUGCUGUGACCUCACAGCCCACAGUCCUGCCCGCGAUCUCUGAACGUGGGCUUAGUGAGCUGGAGCUGGUAGAGCAAGAGUUGCAGGCCCUGCAGGAGGAGCUACAGGAAGUGGCUGAGGCCCGGCGGGCGGCAUGGGAAGCCCAGAUUGGAGGCCUAGGUCAGGGGCCAGAGUGGAGCACCACAAGGAAGGCCUUGCAGAAGGCUGUUGAACAGGAGUUGGUCGCCCUGCAGGGGUCCUGGGAGCCAUCCAGUAACCCUGUCCAGCCACAAAGACCCCAUCGACUGGUGAGAUGUAAGGAGGAGUCGCCAAGGCCCCAAGGCCUCCAGGCAGCCGAGGUGAUCAGGACACUGAGCGCCCAGGAGGCCUGUCUGACGAAGGUGCUGCGUCAGCUGCAGAGUCAGUGUCGGCAGGAGCUGGCCAGGAUGGCUAGUGCUCUGCCUGGAUUGAUUUGGAUUCUGGCUCCUGGACACUGAGGACCUCAAGAUGUGCCCACCUGUGUAGAGGGCUUUGUAGGGUCUCAGAGGAGCAGACUGGGGCUGGCAUGGGAGCAGAGGUCCAGGCCAUGUAUUCUUUCCAGGGCCAGAGCCCUUUUUGCCUACAGUUUCGGAGUCACCGUAGGCUGGUCCUCCUGAGACGUUUGGAGGGGACCUGUAGAUACAUGGUAGAGCUGUCUCUGGGGACACCAGGCUGCCGCCCUCUCCCACUGUCCCCUUACUUCCUCUUGGGACACUGGGAUGUAGGUGGUGCAUGGUUGGCACCGUGCUGGGAUCACACAUGCCCCACAGUGCAGGAAGUGUUGGGCCUCCCCUGGGUGGGACGGCCCUGGUUGUUUCCCUGCACCUCCUUCUUAGACUCUGGCUGGACGCCUCCUACAGCAGGGCCUCCUGUACUGGGCCGUGGCUGUGCCUGGUGUGAGUGUGGUGGGGAGCUGGAUGGGGGCCCUGGGGGCUCUGCCUGGGGGAGAGGGAAGCUGCAGUGUAGACAGAAAGCCCUUUGUUCUGGAGGCUGCCGGGCAAGCUCAGGUCUCACAAAGCGGCCUGUGUCCAGGAUGUGCCCACAGCCUGGUGGGAUGGCUCUCCUAGCCCAGGCUUCUCCCAGCCAGCGGGCUCAGGCUGGGUCCCGUGGUCUCUAGCCCUGCCUUCCUUCCUAUCCCCAGCUCCAAACUGACCAGACGCUGGACAGGUGGUUGGUCCCACUAGGCAACCUCUGGCCUCCUGGUAGCUCAGGCCUGAGGCCACCACCAGACUCUGGGCACCUUGGACACUCAACUAGAACGUUGUCACAGGGUUUUCCUGCUUGCCUAGUGUCGUGUGGUAAGAGUGACAGCUCAUGGCUGGGGUGACCGUUCUGGUGCAGGUGGCCUCUGGCCCUGGAGGCAGGAUACCAUGAUGGUUUUUCCCUGUUUCUAGUACACUUCUGGAGGACCAGUGUCUAACAGGUCCUUCCUAACUUUCGUGAUGGUAGCUCCUAGAGUCGCUGGACCCUCCUGCCUGCUGCCGGGCCUCUGCUGUGCCUUCUGGCCUUGAUUUGGGCUAUAAACAAGUCCACUUAAGCUUCCCGCCUCUGAAAACUGCCCUGCUAUAGGAUUUCCAGUGGCUCUUAGGAACUUGACCUUAAAAAAUCUAAAUGCAGCUGGGUGGUGGCGGUGAACGUCUUUAAUCCCAGCCCCUGGGAGGCAGAGGCAGAGGGAUCUCUGUGAGUUUGAGGCGAGUGUGGUCUACAGAGCGAGUUCCAGACAGCCAGGGCUACACAGAGAAGCCCUGUCUCAGGGGGAAAAAAAAUCCAAAUGCAGAUCAGUGCUCCCAGCUGCCACUGCUCUGUUUGUUCGGCAGAGUUAAUCAUUUCCAGUCAGAAUUCCAUGUACACGAAUGCAUUGUCUGUCUCUGUGGGACUCAAGGGUCUGAGGGCCAUGUCAAGGAAAGAGCCUGUUGGGGGCUCAACCAUGGGACCCAUCCUUGGUCAAGUUGUCAGACAUUGUCACUUGGGAAGGACUUCAGUGCCAGUUUUUCCACACAUAAGGGCUUGAAAUAGCUCACAUUGGUGCUCUCAUUGUUCUGUGUCCUGAGCUCCCACACAGUCAGAUAGGAAUAAAACCAAGUGUCAGUUGACCUCAUCCUUGGUGGACCCUGAAGUCCAAGGGCAAGCUCACAAAUUGAUGAUGUAUGGUGCUCCAGGGUCCUUACCGGCAGCCUAACAGAUUGGGUGUUAUGGGCCACCUGACUGACACUCUAUCCUCCCUGACUUUGAGGAAGCGUGGUCACAUUGUCCCUAACACCCCCAACCUGAUCCUGAGGUCAGGAAAAUCUAAUACUUGGCACAAACACUAAAGAUCUGGCCACCCAUGGGUACAUUGGAGGCCAGCAGGUGGACAGUGGGCCUUGCUCUGAAACCAGCGAGGACAUGCCAUCUGUUUCUUGGGUUCCCACCCAAGGGAACCUAAUAUGCAAAGACAACCCCCCCCCAAUUGCUUAAGGUCGUGGGGAAUACCAGAGGUGGUUUCCUGACACCAAAAUAUGCUGACUAUGAGGGGAAGUUUGGUAAUUUCAACUCUUAUCAAAGCUAGAAAUUUCUGUUUAUUAAAAGAUGAUAUAAUAGGA
Molecule: messenger RNA, 4498 nt
Organism: Peromyscus maniculatus bairdii (prairie deer mouse)
Lineage: Eukaryota; Metazoa; Chordata; Mammalia; Rodentia; Cricetidae
Gene: Tedc1
Product: tubulin epsilon and delta complex 1
Source: RefSeq, a predicted model, not a curated record